Molecule: messenger RNA, 336 nt
Organism: Strongyloides ratti
Lineage: Eukaryota; Metazoa; Nematoda; Chromadorea; Rhabditida; Strongyloididae
Exons: 2
Coding region: 1-336 (111 amino acids)
Source: RefSeq, a predicted model, not a curated record
AUGUUUCAUGAACGAGGAAUUCCAAGUAAACGUAAGUCAUUAGCUUACAUUGAUUACGUCCCUGCCCUUUGUACACACCGCCCGUCGCUGCCCGGAACUGAGCAAUAUCGAGAGGCAGGAAGAGAUAUAAAUAAUUUUAUAUUUUUUAUGUUAAAUCCUUCCAAUCGCUGUUGUUUGAACCGGGCAAAAGUCGCUGGCGUGAUAAUAGCAUUGAAGGUUAUAAGCGUAAGCUUGACUGGAGCUGUUAUUAGUGCAGAUCUUGGUGAUAGUAGCAAAUACACAAGUGAGAAUCUUGUGGACCGAAGUGGAAAAGGGUUUCACGUCAACAUCAUUUGA